CUCUCAGUUGAGAGGUGGAUGCCUCUUGAUUUGGACCUCAUCAAAGUCCUGUUGGGAAGACAAUAGGAAAUUCCCUUUCCACCCAGUUCUUGAAGCUAAAAAAUUACCCAAAUAGCAGUUUACAGAAGGAAGACUGGAAUUGUGAAGUCAACUCAAAUCUGGAAGAAGAAAGUGAGAAACUAAUUGGAGAAAUAUGAGGUUUCAAACCUUUUAUUAACACAGAAUCAGCCUAUUCCCAGGGAAAAAGGAGCAAUUUUGUUGGAUGAUUUGGAAAUUGAGAAUGCAAGCAUUAUAGUGGACAUGUUCAAAAGUGGAGAGAAAACAGCUCUCCACGCUGAGUUUAAGCUCUCAAUAAACGUCUAUCUCUCAGAACUUGAAAUCUCCCCCAUUAGAUCCCUUGCAGAUGCCAUCGACUUCAACAACAAACACAGCGCUGAAGAAAGGAUAGCGGAGUAUGGUCAGGAUAUCUUCUUGGCCGCCCAAAAGACAAACGGAAUGGGUAUAGUAGAGAAAAAGAUUCUGAAGAGAUUGGCCGAGUAUUCUGCUAAUGGAUUAGAGAAGCUAAUGAGGGAGAACAAGCUGGAUGGCUUCGUAACUCCAAACAGCUUAGCGGCUUCGAUCCUGUCCAUCGGUGGCUACCCAGGAAUUGUUGUCCCUGCUGGUUAUACAAACCACGGCGUUCCACUCGGCAUCUGCUUCGGCGGAUCUAAAGGUUUCGAACCGAAGCUCAUCGAAAUAGCUUAGGCUUUCGAGCAGGCCACCAAGGUUCGGAAGCCGCCAUUGACGAGGUCGGUAGCAUGAUCGGUCCGUCUUUAGAGUUUUAAUGAUUGAGCAGAGAAUCUGAGGAAUAAGGACUUAUUGUAUUUCUUAUGUAAUAAUGAUGGCAUCUGUGUCAACCUUCUCUGUGUAUU
This is a messenger RNA of Phalaenopsis equestris, 911 nucleotides long. Its product is annotated as putative amidase C869.01. The coding region runs from base 301 to 744 and encodes 147 amino acids. Lineage: Eukaryota; Viridiplantae; Streptophyta; Magnoliopsida; Asparagales; Orchidaceae. The record is from RefSeq and is a predicted model, not a curated record. The transcript has 4 exons.